GGAGGUUGGAUCAGCCUCACUGCCAUCACUGGAUUGUACAAACCAAAAGUGUCCUCAACUCCUCCUCCUCCUCAAUUACCUACAUGCUGAGCUUACUGCAUGCGGGACGAUCAACAACAGGCUCUUUUCACAGAAAAUACAACAUACGACAGGGCAAGCAUCUCAUUGAGUUAGUUGCCUUUUCUGCGUAUCCAAGCUGAAGUUGGACGAUUUGCGCGUGUGUGCGCGCCAUGACAAACUGUCGUAGAGGAGCCGAAGACACGAGAACGAAGAUAUAGUCACUUACACGAUCCUUAUCUUCAUUUAAUCCUUUCCCGGGAAUUAUAUUGCUGCUGUUUUUAUUUAUUCUUCGACGAUGCAACGUCGGAUUUUUUCUGCGUAAUGACCGGUGGCAGCCGACAAGCUCCAAGACUGAUUUCUGAAGAGGCGAGAGAGAAAAACUAUUGAGAUCUCACACUGACAAAUGCAUGUCCAAAAUGUGGUAACUGAAAGUUACUCACGAAGAAAAAGGAGGGUCCAGUGUUGCACAUGUAGAGGGGGCAUCAGGAGCUGGUAUGCACUCAAAGCUCUGGAAUGCUCGUAUAGGUUAUACCAAUCUAUCUGUAGCGGGUGCAUGCUUUGAGGUCUGAGAAAUUAUUGCAUACAAAAGAGCCGGAGCUGACAGUUUUGAUAACGAUUAGCUCGAUCAGAUUCUCCAAACGGGAUUUCUUUAAUGAGAGAGAGAGGUCAUAUGAACUGCACAGGACUAGAAGUGCGUCUCACGGAAAUAUUGGGUUGCAGAUCUGACGGAAACACGUGCUGUUCGGUCUCAUCUGCGGCGACGAUGCUUUUCCACGGUCUGCCUGGAGGCGAGAUGCAUGGUGUUAUGGAAGAAAUGGAGCGGAGAGGAAAGAGAGAUUCUGCGACUAUCAGCUCGGCCAUAGAUAUGGGGGAAACAGAGACGAACAUGCCCUCCAUCAGCGGGGACCGGGUAGCUCUGUGUGCGGGCUGUGGAGGGAAGAUCUCGGAUCGCUAUUACCUGCUCGCGGUGGACAAGCAGUGGCACAUGCGCUGUCUGAAAUGCUGCGAGUGUAAACUAAACCUGGAAUCUGAGCUCACCUGCUUUAGCAAAGACGGGAGCAUCUACUGCAAAGAAGACUAUUACAGAAGGUUUUCGGUGCAGAGAUGUGCCCGGUGCCACCUCGGGAUCUCGGCCUCGGAAAUGGUCAUGAGAGCCAGGGAUUUGGUGUACCACUUGAACUGUUUCACCUGCACGACGUGCAACAAAAUGCUGACGACUGGGGACCACUUCGGCAUGAAAGACAGUCUAGUGUACUGCAGGCUACACUUUGAAACGCUCAUCCAGGGAGACUUCCCCACGCAUUUCAAUCACACGGAUGUAGCUCCUAAUAAAGGACUGGGCAGCACGGGCCCUCUAGGACUGUCUUAUUAUAACGGCGUGAACACGGUGCAGAAGGGCCGACCGAGAAAGAGGAAGAGCCCGGGGCCCGGAGCCGACCUGGCGGCGUACAACGCAGCUUUGAGCUGCAAUGAGAACGAUGGCGAUCCAAUGGACCGGGACUCUCAAUACAACAGCAGCCAGAAGACCAAACGCAUGAGAACGUCUUUCAAACACCAUCAGCUGAGGACCAUGAAGUCGUAUUUUGCCAUAAACCACAAUCCUGACGCCAAGGACCUGAAACAGCUGGCUCAGAAAACAGGAUUAACCAAACGUGUGCUACAGGUUUGGUUCCAGAACGCUCGGGCCAAGUUCAGACGGAACCUUCUACGUCAGGAGAACACGGGUGUGGACAAAGCCUCGGACGGCUCGACCCUGCCCGGAGGAACGCCUUCCGGACCGGCCUCGGAGAUUUCCAAUGCCUCCAUGAGCCCGUCCAGCACCCCCACCACCCUCACAGACCUUACGAACCCCACCAUGCCGACUGUCACCUCCGUACUGACCUCUCUGCCGGGCAGUCUGGACGUUCACGAAUGCCGGAGUCCCUCGCAGAGCACGUUGACCAGCCUCUUCUGAUGCUCAUUUAGAGACGUGCGAGUGUGUCGACACCUCUGCCUGACGCCCAAUCCCGGAUGCGGUGUUACCAGGGUUCGCCUUUUCAACGUCUCAUUGACUUUAUGAAAUAUCCACUGAAAUCAGAAACAGCGUUAUUUUAUCAUUUUGUGAAGCAUCAUUUCAUUGUGACUCAAGUUAUUCACAAACCCACUGUCAAACAUUUAAACCGAUCUACCUGGACAUCUGUCGUGUAGGCCAGGAGCUCUACUGAUGUGGCCGAUUUGACAUUAUAAGGACGCUGGGAAGUAGGAGAGAUGAACUGUCGCUUGGCCACGAGCCGCUUUAGAGUAUUGGAAGCAGACUCGAGUCUCACUGACGGAUCUGUUGAGCAUUUUCUGUUUAAAGUCUUUGAAGCCAUUCAAGACUUGAUUUGCAUUUUUAUUUCAUUCGUCCCCCAGCAAUGUUUACAGUGAGAGACUGAGACUGCAGAUGAUGGCAACAGAUCCAUGUUCUUAUUUAUGUUCACACACGGGGGUCAGUGCGUGGAAAACCGGAUUACAAUGUGAAUCACGAGAUAAGAGUAAAAACAGCAAAGGUUAGCCUGACUGUCAUGUGCCUUAUCCUGCAGUGUAGUCACUGAAGCCCCUUUAGCGUCGCUGAAAGAAUGACAUGUAUAUUUUCAUUUCUCGGAUGAAAACGGUGAUUCUGCAUACACGCGUAGAUAAACACACAGAGGAAAGUUACGUCCGUAUACUCUCAUUCCAACAUAUUACCUCACUCAGACAUCACUGGAUAUGAAGCAGUAUGAGGUGUUUCAAUCUCACGAGACGACACAAAGCACUGAUAGAAGAAACAGCACAGAGAGACUGACUCAAAUCUGUAAAAAGACAAACCUUGACAGGAAUAGCACCUGAAACGGAUCCAAUCGCAAAUAAAUACUGAUUUAUGGAAGGAAACCUGUUUUUUCCUCAUUCGGUUAGGUGAUUUUUUUUGUGUUCAACCAUUAAGAUGUGACAGUGUUGGAGACAGGGUAAAUGUUUCCAUGGUAACCUGAGGCUGCUUGUUGAAAAUGCUGUACAGUUUUGACAGAUUAUUGAGUAAUUGAGUCCACUCCCUGCAGUAUACCCUUUGAUGUAAAUCUUCAGUUCUGUAAAAAAUAU
This is a messenger RNA of Triplophysa dalaica, 3153 nucleotides long. It is a transcript of the gene lhx2b, whose product is annotated as LIM homeobox 2b. The transcript has 5 exons. Gene Ontology annotation, molecular function: DNA-binding transcription factor activity, RNA polymerase II-specific; RNA polymerase II transcription regulatory region sequence-specific DNA binding. Gene Ontology annotation, cellular component: nucleus. The record is from RefSeq and is a predicted model, not a curated record. Lineage: Eukaryota; Metazoa; Chordata; Actinopteri; Cypriniformes; Nemacheilidae. Bases 713 to 2014 code for a protein of 433 amino acids. Gene Ontology annotation, biological process: neuron differentiation; regulation of transcription by RNA polymerase II.